Messenger RNA from Hevea brasiliensis (rubber tree), 6747 nucleotides. RefSeq lists its product as uncharacterized. Gene Ontology annotation, molecular function: protein binding. Gene Ontology annotation, cellular component: nucleus. The record is from RefSeq and is a predicted model, not a curated record. Gene Ontology annotation, biological process: cytoskeleton organization; regulation of cell shape; regulation of transcription by RNA polymerase II. The transcript is spliced from 25 exons. Lineage: Eukaryota; Viridiplantae; Streptophyta; Magnoliopsida; Malpighiales; Euphorbiaceae. The coding region runs from base 1314 to 6467 and encodes 1717 amino acids.
GACUAUUUAGAGGGGGAGAGUGAAGACUAGCCGAAAAGAUAUAAAACGCUCCGUUUUUUUCUCCUCUCUUGAUGUCUCUUCUCCUUCUCUACACACACUCUCCCUCUCCAAUCGUUCCCUGUAGAAAGACCAACGAACGAGAAUUCCAAAGACGAACAUAGAGCUCCCUCCGGAAAUCUAAACUCCCCUUUUUGAGCGUGCGUAACACUCGCUAAUCUCUCUUAAUUGAAAUUUUAUUUAAAAUUCUGCAACUCCUGGACCUCUCGAUCCCCAUUUGUUGGUGCCUUCCCAUCAGAGGACACAGCACUGAGAAACACUGCACCUUCAAAACGCGCCGUUUUGCCUCGGAAUUCAACUCCAUUGGAGAGGAAUGCAUUUGGAUUUUUGCUGGCAUGGCUUUCAAAAGUAUAGAAGAGAGCUGAAAGUUUCUCUGGACUAUCCAUCUGGUUAAUUUGUUUGGCACAUUACAAAUGGCUACAUCUCAUUUUCGAUUUUCCAGUUGUUGGUGAUUUGUUACAAUUCGUUACUUUGAUACUUGUUUAUUACUCCAUUUUCUUCUAAUUAGCUGGCUGAACUGAAUUUUCCUUGUGGAGUAUUGGUUUUAGAGUUUUUGUUUGUUGCCUUGCUAUAUGAGCGUUUGCUGUUAUUCUGCAUGAUUGUAUAACUGGUUGACGUAGGAACACAUUGGUUUAAGAUUUUGGACAAUGACAUUUAAGAUCAGUCUUCUGGUGGUCUUGUAAAUCUCAACUCUUGUUGAACUUAUAUGGAGCUGCUUGGAUGGUUGGCUGUCACUCAACUGUCUGUAUGGUACAGUAAUACAACUUAUGUUCCAAAAUACAGUUGAGGCGAAUUAAAAGGAGUAGGAACCUGUAUUCACUCUGUUUUUGUUUGACAUUCAAGUUUUUACCACCUCAGUUUUUUCAGAAGUACAAUUCAGAUGGUUGUUGGUUUAGCUAAUCUUGCCUUUUUAGGUUGAAUCUUCCCACACCAUAGAAUAUGGCUUGAGGAUAGGGGCUAUGAAACUAAAACAGAAUUUUCUUCUCCCCAAGUUCUAUGCAGGAAUAGGAUGACUUCUAUGGUCCACCAAAGAGUAGGAUUUUGCUGUAAACUUCAUUUGCUCAGUGUCAAUGGAAAUAAAUUGACAGCACAUGUUGGAAGUUUUCAUAGCUCGUGAACUCUUGCUUGUGCAUGUUGUUGCAGUUGACUAGCAUUGUGUAACUAAUCUAGAUUGGAAUAUGGAACCACCAUUUACUUGUGAUUGAGGCAUUUUGACUUUUAAGAUGUCAGCAUAAGCCUUCUUUGUUACAGGUAAUAUGGCUCUGCAGAAGUACAUUCCUUCGGGUGAUGCCCCUUCUGUUGGCAUGAAGCAUUCAAAUUUUUUUAGUAAGGUGCAUGAGAAUGCUCAACAUGCGGAUCUGGAGACAAAAGUGAAGCCUGAUGUGGAUAUUGACCUCAGAGAAGUUUACUUCUUAAUUAUGCAUUUUCUUUCAGCUGGGCCAUGUCGCAGAACAUGCGUACAAAUUUGGAAUGAACUUCUUGAACAUCAGCUUUUACCUAGAAGAUAUCAUGCUUGGUAUUCAAGGACUGGGGCACGUAAUGGGGAUGAAAAUGAUGAUGGCUUAUCCUUCCCAUUAAAUUACACUAAGUUGGUUGAGAGGUAUCCUCACAUUGAGAAUGAUCACUUGGUAAAGCUUUUGAAGCAGUUAUUACAUAAUGCAGCCUCCUCACCACAGGGCUUGAUUGGUGCUCCAAAUGCUGCUGAUGUUCCUACGCUUUUGGGAACAGGCUCAUUUUCACUUUUGAGCUAUGAUAGAGAUAAGGGACAAACUCACAUCAAGCAUCCCCCUACCCAUAUGCGAUGGCCUCAUAUGCGUGCUGAUCAGGUUCGUGGAUUGAGUUUGAGAGAAAUUGGGGGUGGUUUUUCAAGACACCACCGUGCACCAUCAAUCCGUGCAGCAUGCUAUGCUAUUGCAAAACCAUCAACUAUGGUACAAAAAAUGCAAAAUAUCAAGAAGCUGCGGGGACAUCGAAAUGCUGUCUAUUGUGCAAUUUUUGAUCGCUCAGGAAGAUAUGUCGUUACUGGUUCUGAUGAUCGCCUUGUAAAAAUCUGGUCCAUGGAAACUGCCUUUUGCUUGGCCAGCUGUCGUGGACAUGAAGGUGACAUUACUGACUUGGCUGUGAGUUCUAACAAUGCGUUGGUGGCUUCUGCUUCAAAUGAUUGUAUAAUUCGUGUGUGGCGUUUACCAGAUGGGCUUCCAAUAUCUGUUCUACGUGGACAUACUGGAGCUGUGACUGCCAUUGCAUUUAGUCCUAGGCCUGGAUCUGUAUACCAGCUUCUUUCCUCAUCUGAUGAUGGAACAUGUAGGAUCUGGGAUGCUAGAAAUUCCAACUUCAGUCCACGGAUAUAUAUUCCUAGGCCUUCAGACUCCAUAAGUGGAAAGAAUGGUGGUCCAUCUACAAGUAGUGGUCUGCAGAACCAUCAAAUAUUUUGUUGCGCGUUUAAUGCUAAUGGAACUGUAUUUGUCACUGGCAGCUCUGACAAUCUUGCUAGGGUGUGGAAUGCUUAUAAGCCGAACACAGAUGAUUCAGACCAACCAAAUCACGAGAUGGAUGUGUUAUCUGGCCAUGAGAAUGAUGUCAAUUAUGUUCAGUUUAGUGGCUGUGCUGUGGCAUCUAGGUUUUCUCUUUCAGACAGUUCAAAGGAAGAGAAUGCUCAAAAAUUUAGAAAUUCAUGGUUUUCCCAUGACAACAUAGUCACCUGUUCCCGAGAUGGCAGUGCAAUUAUUUGGAUUCCAAGAUCACGUAGAUCACAUGGGAAAGCUGGCCGGUGGAUUCGACAUUAUCACCUGAAAGUUCCUCCUCCACCAAUGCCUCCUCAACCUCCUCGAGGAGGUCCGCGUCAAAGAAUUCUACCAACUCCUCGUGGUGUGAAUAUGAUAGUGUGGAGCCUAGAUAACCGUUUUGUCCUUGCUGCUAUCAUGGAUUGCAGGAUUUGUGUUUGGAAUGCUGCUGAUGGUAGCUUAGUUCAUUCUUUGACUGGCCACACCGAUUCUACAUAUGUUCUGGAUGUUCAUCCUUUCAACCCACGAAUUGCCAUGAGUGCUGGAUAUGAUGGAAGAACUAUCGUGUGGGAUAUAUGGGAAGGCACACCUAUCCGCAUCUAUGAGAUUUCACAUUUCAAGUUAGUUGAUGGGAAGUUUUCACCGGAUGGGACGUCCAUUAUACUGUCAGAUGAUGUUGGUCAAUUAUAUAUAUUAAACACAGGCCAAGGUGAAUCCCAACAGGAUGCUAAAUAUGACCAGUUCUUCCUUGGUGAUUAUCGACCCCUGAUACAAGACACCUAUGGAAACAUAAUUGACCAGGAAUCUCAGCUUGUUCCAUACCGACGAAAUUUGCAGGAUCUCCUUUGUGACUCAGGAAUGAAUCCCUACCCAGAACCUUAUCAGAGCAUGUACCAGAAGAGAAGGUUAGGAGCUCUGAAUUUGGAGUGGAAGCCACCGUCUAUAAGACUUGCGGCUGGGCCUGACUUCAGUUUAGACCCAGACUAUCAGAUGAUGCCAUUGGCAGACUUGGAUGUAUUGGUUGAGCCGCUUCCCGAGUUUGUAGAUGCCAUGGAUUGGGAACCAGAAAAUGAAGUGCAGAGUGAUGAUAAUGAUUCAGAGUACAAUGUCACUGAGGAGUGUUCUACUGGGGGAGAGCAAGGAAGUUUAAAUUAUAAUUCCUCUGUUUAUCCAGAGUGCAGUACAGAAGACAGUGAGGUUGAGGGUAGGGAUGGCUUUCAUAGAUCUAAAAGGAAAAAACAGAAGGUUGAAAUUGAGAUAAUGACUUCUUCAGGGAGACGUGUUAAAAGGAAGAAUUUGGAUGAGUGUGAUGGCAAUAUAUUCAGAAGUAACCGAACUGGGAAAUCAAGAAUUGGCCGGAAAGCUUCAAAGAGGAAGUCUUCCACAUUGAAGGCUUUGAGACCUCAAAGAGCUGCUGCCCGCAAUGCUCUCACCUUGUUCUCAAAAAUUACAGGAACAGCUACAGAUGGAGAAUAUGAAAGCUCAGAAGGUGAUUCGUCAGAAAGUGACUCCACACUGCAACACUCAGACAUCCAGAGUGAUGAAUCAGAGAGAUCAUUGCAAAAUGAGCGAAAUGGGCACUUGAAAGGGAAAGAAGUUUCAUUAGAAGAGUCUGAAGAAUAUGUUAAAUCUCAUGAACUUCCUGAAUCUCAUAUGAAUGCUGGAAACAGAAGAUUGAUCCUUAAACUGCCAGUUCGAGAUCCAACUAAGAUUUUUAUGGCAGAUAUUAGAACACCUAAUGACAGUCAGGUUGAUUUAGUUGGCUCAUCAACCUAUAAAGGUCCACAGGAAGCCACUAAGGUAAAUAGGGUUCAUUUAAGAUCAAUAGAUUUGGGAUCCUCUUCUAGUCAUACGGACUGCAGCACAGGUAGAGGUAGAGGGCAAACAGAAAGCUAUCGUCUAGAUCUGUCAGAAGGAUACAAAAAUGGGGAUAUCAAAUGGGGAGGAGUCAGGGCUCGUACACCUAAGCGCCAGAGAUUUGGAGAAGCCAUGUCAUCAGCUGCACAUGCCAGAUUUAGUGUAGGUCUUGGUCAUAAAAAAGAGGAGAACAAUAUCAAUGGAUACUUUAAACCUCAGAAUACUUGCGGCACAACAUCCCCUUCUUUAGAAGUUCAAAAUUUUGUAGAUAAGAUGGAUGAAGUGGCAGCAAUGAAUGUGGGAGAUAUUGGGGCUGAUACCUCUGAGGUUGUGAAUAAUCUGGCCAAUGGUAAAGGGUGCCUCAGCUUUGAUGGAUGCAUGAAUUCUGAUGAAUUGCCAAAAUUGGCUCACAUGGUUAAUGAGAAUGACAACCCUCCUGAAUUCAAAGCGAGCAAUACACCUAUCUCAACAAAGUUAAGGAUAAAGUCAAGGAAAAUUUCAAGAGAUUUUUCAGAGGAUCAGGGAAAUAAGGGCUGUGAUUUAUUACCUGAUAGCCCCACCGAGAUGAAAGAGAAUCCAGUUUCAGAAGUGUCUGAACAGGACAGAACCAAUAGAAUUACACUAGCUAAUAGACAUGAUCGAUUUCAAGAAUCGGAUGCUCAGAUUGGUGAAGCUUUCGUGCCGCCAUUGGAAGACUCAAUUGGUUCCCAUUCACAUUCAAAAAAGAUGUAUAAUGUUGUUUAUAGAAGGUCAAAGUUAGGUAGAGAUAGAGCUAACUCUGAAGGUGAUAGUGGCAUGAGAGAAAGCAUUUCACAUGCUAGUACAGAUGAACAGUAUUCCAGAGGUGAAGAUACUGCUGAAGGAGCUUGUAGAAAGCAUAUUUUGGGCUCAGAGGCAACAGAUGAUCUGAUGAACCGUAGUAUCAUGUUGGGGCAGGAACAUGAAUCAGAGGAUGCAUAUAGAAAUGCUCAUAAUGGUUCCAUUAACAAAUGUCAACUUCCUGGUGAAGAAUGGGGAUCAAGCUCAAGGAUGACAGUUGGAUUAAGAUCUACUAGAAAUAGGAGAACCAGUUAUUAUUUCCGUGAUGCUAGUCCAGUAGAUAAAAGGAAGUCAAAUCAGUCUGCCAAAAGAGGGUCAUGGCUAAUGUUGUUGAUGCACGAGGGGGGCUCUCAUUAUAUUCCGCAGCAAGGGGAUGAAGUUGUAUAUCUAAGACAGGGACAUCAGGAGUACCUUGACUACUUUAAAUCAAAAGAUCCAGGCCCUUGGAAGUUGUUAAAGGGGAAAAUAAGGGCUGUAGAAUUCUGUAAAGUUGAGGGCCUCGAAUAUUCAACAGUACCAGGAUCUGGAGAUAGUUGCUGCAAAAUGAGACUUAAGUUUGUAGAUCCUACUUCUAAUGUGUUCCAGAAAUCAUUUAACUUAACUCUGCCUGAAAUGACAGGAUUCCCAGAUUUUCUUGUUGAAAGAACUCAGUUUGAUGCUGCUAUGCAAAGAAAUUGGACUUGCAGGGAUAAAUGUAAAGUGUGGUGGAAAAAUGAUGGUGAAGAAGAUGGCAGUUGGUGGGCUGGCCGGAUUCUGUCUGUAAAGCCAAAAUCUUCUGAGUUUCCAGACAGUCCAUGGGAGAGGUAUACUAUUCAAUACAGAAGCGACCCCAGAGAAACACAUCAACACAGUCCUUGGGAGCUUUUUGAAGAUGAUACUGAAUGGGAGCAGCCUCAUAUUGAUGAUGAGAUUAAAGACAAGCUAAUUUCUGCCUUGGCCAAAUUAGAGCAGUCUGGCAAAAAAAUACAGGUUCAGGAUUAUUAUGGUGUUGAGAAAUUAAUACAAGUGUCGCAGAAGAGCAAUUUUACAAACAGGUACCCAGUUCCUUUGUCUCUUGAAGUGAUCCAAUUAAGGUUAGAGAACAACUACUAUCGAACUCUGGAGGCAGUGAAACAUGACAUUGAAGUCAUGUUAUCAAAUGCAGAAUCCUACUUUGUGAAAAAUGCAGAGCUCUCUAUGAAAAUGAGACGCUUGUCAGAUUGGUUUGCGCGGACGUUAUCAUCUUUGUAGCGCCAAUAUGAUUUUUGUAGAGAAAUCAGCUGCUCCAUCUGGAAUGUUACUCUUUUUUUUUUUUCCCCUCCUUUUCUUUUGUAGAUAUUCUCUCUUUUCUUUCUAACUUAUUUUUAUCCCUUAGAUCCAAUUUUGGAAUUGGAUUGCUCUCUAUCUCUGGGAAAAUAGCUGAUUGCAGGGAAAAAAUUUUUUGGCUAGAAAGUUCAUUCUUGUAUAGACAUGGUUGGUCAGCUUCACCUUUAAUAAAUAACAAGAAAUACAGAUGCCAGGAUUUUAGAAA